Mercenaria mercenaria is the source of this 1804-nucleotide messenger RNA. RefSeq lists its product as uncharacterized. The transcript has 3 exons. Lineage: Eukaryota; Metazoa; Mollusca; Bivalvia; Venerida; Veneridae. The record is from RefSeq and is a predicted model, not a curated record. Bases 1006 to 1368 code for a protein of 120 amino acids.
UUGCCGUCAGUGUUACACGCGUCAGAUUCCCCUAUUAUCGUAAGUUUUAUAGAAUCAACUUUUCAAAUUUUGUUAUUGUAUCUAUUUGUUGAUAUUAUGUUUCCUAAGGCGGUGCCCGGUUUUUGUUUUUUUCCUGCUUGUAUGUGUGCGUUUGUGUGCUUGUGCGACUGUGUGCCUUGGGCGGUGCCCUACAGUGUUGUUUUAUCUUACUUGUCUGUUCAUCUAUGUUAGUUAUUUGUGUGUGUGUGUGUGUGUUUGUCUUUGAUACAUGAAUAUAUGCGCUACUGUGGUUAACGCUGUAGUGUAACUCUGAUUCAGGAACGUAGCAUUCCCUUUGUAUAUUUAUCCUUGGUCUACUUUCCCCCUCAACCACCUCCCCACCCACUUUUCUACCCCUUACCCCUACUCCCCCUACAUCUAUAUUUGGCAUAAAAAGUAAAAUGUACCUGUUGGAUUUUAAAGCAAACCGUCUGGAAUAUUUUUCCGUUACAGCUUCUUUUUGUUAUGGGCCUACUUUGCAAAUGCAUGGCUCUGAGGCUGUAUUACUGGUGCUCUGUGCUUCCGAGAAAUCCAUCCUUACCUAUUACUUUCUGUUUCUGUCAACACACACCCGUUUAUACGGUACAGAAUCUAUUACUUAUAAAAUGGCAAAAUGUUAAAAUAAAAUUAUAUCGUAUCGUUGUAUAGAAGAUCAGUUAUGCAACUUUCCGUGAAAUAGAACAAAACAUAGCUGUGGCUUAUAAUUCUUCUACGAGUUAUAUUCUGAAGGAGAAACUGUCUAAUGCUAAGUACCCUUGUUCGUCAGCACAUACUAGGUCAAGAUAAGCAUUUUGUGUUGCAGUUACCUCACUGGCAUUUUAUCUGUCUGACAUAUUGUGCAAGAAUGACACAGGUAUUUGACAGGCAGUCCUGAGAUCCUUACUCGGUCAUUCCGAGUUUAGCUCAGGAUACAGAAUAGCUAAAAGAAAGUCAUUAGAAAACAACGAAGAAACAGUCUGUAGAGCAAUGUUACUGGACUGGAUGAAGGCCAAAGCCGUGCAUGAUGACAAGUUGGGACCAGUAACAAAUGCUUUAAGAUAUAACGGACAUAAAGAUAUAGCAGAGUCGUGUUUGAACUUUGUACGUUUCCAGAAAGAAAAUCUGUCGGAUUCUGUGCUAAUCGAGCUGGCUCAAGGUAUAACAAAAGACAUUCAGCAAUUAGGUCAAGAUCUUGGAUUAGACAGCAAACGUAUUUCAAAUUGUAUCGAACAACAUUCGGACAACAUCAAACGUCAGUAUAUAGCUGUGAUGAUGGAGUGGAGAGAGUCUGACCAAGUGAUCAAACACGGCGACAAUGCACUAGAAUAUCUUAGGAUUACAUGUGUCUAAAAGAAACAGAAAGUACAGAUGUAACAUGUUCUGUAGAUCAGCGUCAGCAAAGGAAUACAUUCAAUCUAUUUUCUAUAGAUAAUAUAUGUAUUAUAUAUGUAUUAUAUAGCAUUUAUCUUAUACAUUAGAACUUUUCCUAAAUUUACAUAUUAUGCCAAACACUUAGACGAGUAUGGAUGUAGAACAAAACAUGGCACAUAUCUCCUGCCUUUCAGUAUUUCUGUUUAAAAGAAUUUACGUAGCUGAAACUCAGAUAUCACAAGGAACAUUGCAAACUUGUUGCGUUACAUUUUAAAACAUCAGUGAAAUACAGACACAAUUUACAUUGCUUAACUGAUGGUAGUUGUGAUUUUUUUCUCUAUAUUUUAAAUGUUUUUGUGUAAUAUAUAGGCUAGUAUUUACCAGUAUAUCUUAAUUAAAUGUAUUCAGAAGCUGA